Molecule: messenger RNA, 4372 nt
Organism: Siniperca chuatsi (mandarin fish)
Lineage: Eukaryota; Metazoa; Chordata; Actinopteri; Centrarchiformes; Sinipercidae
Gene: myorg
Product: myogenesis regulating glycosidase (putative)
Exons: 3
Coding region: 256-2310 (684 amino acids)
Biological process (GO): skeletal muscle fiber development; carbohydrate metabolic process
Molecular function (GO): hydrolase activity, hydrolyzing O-glycosyl compounds
Source: RefSeq, a predicted model, not a curated record
ACAUUCCCCAUGCUAUGGUGGGCGUAGGCAAGGCGGAUACGCAACAACAUGCCUUGAUGCCUCUUGGUCUUUUUCGGUGAACUGUGGCAAACAAGUUGCAGACUGCUUGGAGCUGCCGAGGGGACCGCCGCUGAUCGGCAGGCAAACAGACAUUACGACGUGGCCAACGAGUGCAACAAACAAGGUUUCCUGGAAAACAUUUCUAUGAUCUUUAGAACAGCAACUCUCAGAUUUGCCCACUGAACAGGACAAGUCAUGUACCAAGUUGUACCGGGAGGAGCGGGAGGCACAAUUACAGAUGUUAUCCCCAAACAGAAACACAGCAAGGACACUCGACCCUUAGUCGGAGCUGGAGUGAUCGGCCUGAUGCUGGUGAUUGCAGCAGUGACUGCAUGGUGUUAUUAUAUAGCCUCUCUACGCAAAGCUGAGCUGCUUAAGACUCAGCUGCUGGAUCUGAAUAAAGAUGGCUACAUUAUCCGCAACCAAGGAGGGUCUAUUGUUUUCAGAAUGGAUUUCAGGUCAGGUACGCUGGAUUUGGAUUCAUGCUCCAAAGAAGGGGAGAUUCUGAGCUGUGGACGGACCACUGAUAGAAAACUAAACUUCUUCAUUGAGACAGUGCGACCUAAGGACACAGUACAAUGCUACCGUGUGCGCUGGGAGGAAUUGGUUCCUGACAUUCCUGUUGAGCAUGCUAUGACAUACAAGUUUGCACACUGGUAUGGUGGUGCAGUGUCAGCAAUUCAGCACUGGCCUAUUUCUAUUUCUGGCCAACAGGCUCCCAAACCCUUUGUUACUAGUGACAUCUACUCAAACCGCAAUGAAUUUGGUGGAAUUUUGGAGAGUUAUUGGCUUUCAUCCAACGCCACGGCCAUCAAGAUAAAUAAUUCUGUGCCUUUCCACCUGGGCUGGAAUGACACAGAGAAGACAAUGUACUUCCAGGCGCGAUACAAUGACAGUCCCUUCAAGCCAAACCCAGGAGAGGCACCCUGUGCUGAACUUAGCUACAGAGUGUGUGUGGGCUUGGAUGUGACAUCCAUACACAAGUACAUGGUCCGCAGAUACUUCAACAAACCAAACAAAGUGCCUGCCAAAGUCAUGUUUCGCCAUCCCAUAUGGUCGACUUGGGCGCUACAUAAGACUGACAUUAACCAAGAGAAACUCUUGACGUAUGCUGCCAACAUCCGCAAGUAUAACUUUAACUGUAGCCACCUGGAACUAGAUGACCGCUACACCAGUCGCUACGGAGAAUUUGAGUUUGACCCAAUAAAGUUCCCCAAUACCUCUGCCAUGUUCCAAAAGCUGAAAACAGAUGGAUUUCUGAUGUCACUCUGGAUUCACCCUUUUGUUAACUAUGACUCGGAAAACUUCCAUACUUGUGUAGAGAGGGGGCUGUUUGUCCGGGAGCCUACGGGCCGGCUGCCAGCCUUGGUGCGCUGGUGGAAUGGCAUUGGCGGCAUUUUGGACUUCACAAAUCCAGAAGCCCGUGAUUGGUUUUCCUCCCAGCUACGUUCGCUGCGCUCCAGGUAUGGGGUGACAUCUUUUAAAUUUGAUGCAGGGGAGACCAACUACUUACCAUGGAAAUUUAGUACCAGAACUCCCAUUCGGGACCCAAGUUUUUUCACAAGACGUUACACAGAAAUGGCAAUUCCCUACAACGAUAGAGCUGAGCUGCGCAGUGGCUACCAGUCCCAGAACAUAUCCUGCUUUUUCAGACCAACUGACAGAGACUCUGUGUGGGGCUAUGAGUUGGGUCUCAAAUCUCUUAUCCCAACAGUGCUCACCAUCAGCAUUCUUGGCUAUCAGUUCAUUCUACCUGACAUGAUCGGAGGGAAUGCCUAUCCGAACCGCACAGAUGGAAAUCGUGCAUUACCUGAUCGAGAACUCUAUAUCCGCUGGCUGGAGCUGUCAGCCUUCAUGCCCUCUAUGCAGUUUUCUAUUCCACCAUGGGAAUACGACAACGAGGUUGUUGAAAUUGCUCGGAAAUACACAGCCCUCCAUGAGAGUAUUGUGGCGCCACGGGUCCUGGAGCUGGCUGGCGAGGUGCUGGACACCGGGGACCCAAUCAUACGGCCCCUGUGGUGGAUUGCCACAGGUGAUGAGACAGCCUAUAAAAUCGACUCCCAGUUCCUGAUUGGGGAUGACCUCAUGGUAGCCCCAGUAUUAGAGCCUGGAAAGCAAGAGCGUGACAUUUACCUACCUGCCGGCCGUUGGAGAAGCUACAAGGGGGAGAGAUUUGAAAUCAAGGAGCCACUGCACCUCACAGACUAUCCAGUAGAUCUGGAUGAAAUUGCUUACUUUGUUUGGGUGUAGCAAGAACGGAAUGUAAAGCUAAACAGACUUGAUUAGCCUGUGCUUCGAUUGGCUUGUGAGACAAGCUUCACAAAUUUAGCUUUUAUGCUUGGCAGGAGAGACAUUUUAUGAAAGGGUUGUUUGUUAUGGAAAAGCUUUUCUGCAACAAAAUAUCAAGACUUUUAAAAAGAAUUUGAAAUUUUAACACCACCUUACAUCACAAAUGUGAAACUGCUUCACUCAAAACCUCAUAUUGUUUUUAUUUUUUUACAUUUCAUUUAAACUAAUGAAUGCAUCAUCUUUUUUUGUGGUUUAAUGGAAAGAUAGCAAAGUAGUGUCAAGGAAGAAUGUGUUAUUUCGUCUUUCUACAGAGUCUCGCUUUAAAGUCCAUACAAGUCACGUAUAUGAAACAUUUGUCAAAAAGGGAAUAUGCAAACUGUGAAUUGAGAAAGGCAUGAUUGCCAUUGUAUGCCAUAAAGUUGUUGUAUUUUUGUGUCACAGCACUUUAAAGUUAAAUUUAAACCAAACAGAUUGUAUCAUUUGAGGACAAUAUAAGGGGUGUCAUUAAGCAGAUAGUAGGCUACAUAAAACCUAUACUGAUUAAGAAAUUCUCCGUUUGACUGAGAUAUCCUACUUUCCUUUGACACUAAUGACUCUUCUACUCUUCUGCUCCGAGAUACUUCUCAGGAAGUCAGGUUUUAUGCUUCACUUAUCAGGGCGAAUGCUUGAAGUUUAAUCAUUACAAAUGGCAUGUGCUCUCAUUUGUGUAUCACAGUGUCAUGUAACUACUCUUAGCCCAGAAGAAAGAUGCCUUUUAUUAGGUACUAAAUAUUUUAUGCUACUCCUCAGGUAUGAGCUUUUUCUGGCUGUAGUGUGUAUUGAAGUGUCUGGUAAUUGUCUUUAUUGUGCUUUGCUGACUCUGAAUGCAGCUAAACAGCUAGUAAUACUAUGAUGUAUACUACAUUGACUGAGUAUCUCUUUUAAACUCUUAAACACAAUGACCUAAAUGUUAAUGGUCUGGUUACUUUCUACCUGCUUGGUAUGUGGUGUGGAAGUCUAUAGAUGCAAUGAAUUUAGCAGCAUUUAAUCAUCAAAUUAAAUGGUACAGUGUAUUUUGUCACCUUGUGUUUUGUAAAUGUGAAUAUUUUGUAACUGCAGUGAUAUCUCAAAGUGCCUUGUGUUAAUAAUUACUGCCACAUACUGUAUGUGAUUUGUUGUUAUGCUAUACAUUUAUUAUGGUUACAUAUUGCACAUUUAUUAUGUAAUAUUAUUCUUAAUUUAACACUUUAUUGCCCUUUAUGGGCAAUCACAUGGUCAACAAAGUGUACCACAACAACAUUUUCUAUUAUGUAGCUGCAAACGUCUAAAAAAACAUUUUUACAUAGUUCUAGAUCACAUUGCAUCAUGCCAAAUCAUGCAUCUUGUUAUCCAGAGAUGAAACUGAUUGUCUCAACUUGGGAUAAGGCAGCAAGCAUAUUCCUUUUAAGUGACUUCUCACAAAGUAAAACCAUUAACCAGUAAUAUUGUUAACAUAGUCCUCAUACAUAGCUUUUUAAACAUUUGUCGAGGUGGAUUCUGAUGGGCUUUGAAGCUGCAAUAAAAAAAAGUGUUAUUGUGAGGUAACAAUAAGGCAACGUCCACAUUGGUGCAAUUUUCUCAUUUGGCAAUAUUUCUGUCUUAAUUUUUUAAUGCUGUCUAGCUUUCACCCAUUAUUCAGCCUCAUUCUGACUCUGUGUGCUUUGACAUGUAGCUUCUACGUUGACCUCAGUGGGCUUUUGACAUAGUUUCAUCAUAACAACACUACCUAUUUAUAGCAGUUCUCACUCAGCAUCUGGGCCAGGCCAACCUCUGAGGCUAUUUCUGUCUCAGACUGUCUUGCUUUAUGACAAGACUGUGAGGCUGUAUCUUGGACUUAAUGUUUCUUUGCUUUUGGCUCUUUUGACCUAGUGUAUGCUAUUUGCCUCGAGUUAUUGUGACCCGAACUUUGGCAACAUUUGCAUGUGACUAAAGGGCAGCACUAAUUUCAGCAAGAGUGCAUAUUUGAUGUCAUAUUGUAUGAAUGUAUUAAAAGAAAUCAAGUUUC